Molecule: messenger RNA, 1595 nt
Organism: Eucalyptus grandis
Lineage: Eukaryota; Viridiplantae; Streptophyta; Magnoliopsida; Myrtales; Myrtaceae
Product: UPF0481 protein At3g47200
Exons: 2
Coding region: 251-1573 (440 amino acids)
Source: RefSeq, a predicted model, not a curated record
UUCCUCGUUCCAUGUCGGACUCAUUCAGGAUGCUGCUUAGUCUUGUAUCUGAGGAGGUUCUCAUCACGCACGAUUGCAUAAAGGUAUUGAAUCUUGAAGACCAAAAUCUAUAUUUCUGACCCUAACCUUUUGAACUAUUCAAACUUUUUUCUAUCUCAACCUGUAAUGUUUAAUCUUUAUACCUCGUGACUGCUUGUGUUCCAGCGCCUGCUGGAAAUAUUCUUUCAUUGUUAAUCGACCAUAGAGAGAGAUGGCCUUUUGCGGUGUCUCUGAGAUCAUGAAAGACAAGAAGCGCAAAUCUCUGGGAAAGGUGAGAGCAAGUGAAGAGAUGACGGCCGCCGGCGAUCUCCAUAGAAAUCAUGGGACGGGCCACAAGCGUCGUUUCGGCGAGCAGUGGACGAUCUUUCGGGUUCCAGCACACAUUCGCGAGGUCGACAAGAAGGCAUACAACCCUCGGGUCGUCUCGAUCGGUCCUUUCCACCAGAGCCGGCCAGAGUUGAGGGCGAUGGAAGCUCAGAAGCUGAGGAUGUAUGAGCGACUCAUGAAGCAGAUUGGUGAUGAGGGCCGCGAUGUGGGCCUCGAGACUGCGAUCAAGCAGUUGGAAGGCAGGGCAAGGAGAAGUUACUCAGAGGAGUUCGACCACAUCAGCAGCGAGGAAUUCACCCAGAUGAUGGUUCUUGACGGUUGCUUCAUCGUCGAGCUCAUGCGGUUGUAUCAUGAGAGCAAUCAGCACGGCCAACAUGUGGAAGAACCGAUAUUUGCAACGAGAUGGAUGCUUCCCAACAUCACCAGAGAUCUGCUAAUGCUUGAGAACCAAUUGCCCUUUUUUGUGUUGCAAGAAAUCUACAAGCUCACCACCUUCGACGAGGAAGCGAUCCCGCUAAACAAGCUCGCGCUCCUAUUCUUAGAGCCUCUACGACCCCAAAAGGGCGAAUACACUGAGAUAAGGUGGCACGACCAAGGGAAGCACCAUCAUCUCCUCGCUCUGUAUCACUCUAGUUUCGUCCCAAGUGAUUACCAUCCUUCUCAAAGGUUCCGAGACGCGAGAUGGAACAGACACGAAAAUUUUCCAGGGAAGUUUUGGCUGGCAGAAGUAAGGAUACUUCGGAGAUCUGGCAUUACGUUCAAGAGCAAUCCCGGUAACCUCCUCAACAUAGAAUUCGAGAACAGAGAGCUACGGAUCCCGACUCUCUUCGUCGACGACUCCACGGGGCCUUUGCUUCGGAACUUGCUGGCUUACGAGCAAUGCAAUGCCUUCGCUGCGCCAUAUUUCACCUGCUAUGCGAUCUUCCUCAACAGCAUCAUCGAUGUGCCGGAAGACAUCGAGAUCCUUCAAGAGGCGGGGAUCAUAGUACAGUCCGAGGCCGUGGACGAAGAGGUGGUCAACCUUGUCAAUAGUCUCACCAAGGAGCUCGUGUUCGAUUUGGACGACCGGAACGACUGCUACAUAGCACGGCAAAUUGAAGACAUCAACGCCUUCUGCAGAUCUUGGAAGAGCAAAUGCAUCUAUCAGCUCUCGUGCAUCGAUUUUGUCCGAUUAGGGUUGUCAUUCCUGUUCCCCUGGCUCAAGUAAUCGCAUGCACGCUAUUUUCUUA